This is a messenger RNA of Laccaria bicolor S238N-H82, 1545 nucleotides long. RefSeq names its product acyl-CoA-dehydrogenase, peroxisomal. Gene Ontology annotation, molecular function: flavin adenine dinucleotide binding; acyl-CoA dehydrogenase activity. The transcript is spliced from 16 exons. The coding region runs from base 1 to 1545 and encodes 514 amino acids. NCBI's taxonomy places the organism in Eukaryota, Fungi, Basidiomycota, Agaricomycetes, Agaricales, Hydnangiaceae. The record is from RefSeq and is a predicted model, not a curated record.
AUGGCUUCGAAGACCUUCAAAGAGUACACCUUGGAUGAGAUAGCUCUACACAACAAGGAAGGCGAUGUUUGGAUUAUCAUAGACUCGAAGGUGUAUGACGUAUCCAAAUUUGCCAACUUGCAUCCCGGUGGUCCUAACGUGUUUUUCGCGGAUGGUGUUGCUGGAAAGGACUCCACGCAAGUGUUCUUCGGGCUUCACCGCCACGAGGUGCUCCUUAAGCCUCAAUAUGCUCGUCUUCAAAUCGGCAAAGUGCAGGGCCAGGAAGAAACUAUCAAAGCACCCCAACCUGGAGAACUUAGCCGAGUCCCUUACGCUGAGCCAACAUGGCUGACUAGCGGCUAUUAUAGUCCUUACUACUCUGAGAACCAUAGGAAGUUCCAAACGGCCGUACGCACGUUCUUCACCACCGUUGUGCAACCCGAAGCAGUCAAAUGCGAAGAUAGCGGCAAGCGGAUACCUCAAGAGGUGGUGGAUAAGAUGAGCGAAACUAAUAUUAUUGCAAUGCGUCUGGGACCAGGAAAACAUCUCCAGGGCCGUAGCUUAAUGGGUGGACUUGUAAAACCAGAGGAAUUCGAUUACUUCCAUGAGUCCAUCAUUCACGCUGAGUUGGCACGCGUCAGCAGCAGAGCUGUCGUAGAUGGAUUGCUGGCCGGUCUUGUAAUCGGUCUUCCGCCCAUCCUGAAUUACGGUUCACCAGAACUCCAAGCCAAAGUUGUCCCUGAUGCACUGGCAGGGAAGAAGUACAUUGCACUGGCAAUCAGUGAAGCUUUUGCUGGAAGUGAUGUUGGCGGGCUCCAAACGACUGCUGUCCGGGAUGGAGACUACUGGGUUGUGACGGGGACGAAGAAAUGGAUUACCAACGGAACUUUCGCAGACUACUUCACAACUGGGUGUAAAACGGACACAGGAUUUACGGUUAUCCUCAUUGAGCGUGGACCAGGCGUCUCAACGAAACAAAUCAAAACUGCAUACUCCUCCGUUGCCGGAACAGCGUAUGUUACCUUUGACAAGGUACGCGUCCCGGUGGGGAACACUCUGGGCAAGGUUGGUGCCGGAAUGUCUGUCAUCCUCAGCAAUUUCAACCAUGAACGUUGGAUGGUCUGCGCUACGUCGCUUUCUGCCCAGCGUCUGAUCGUUGAGGAAUGGUCAACGCAACGUAUUGUGUUCGGGAAACCUUUGACUUCCCUCGCUGUGAUCAGAUCGAAGCUGGCCGCCAUGAUCUCUCGAGUGGAAGGCUGUCAGAACUGGUUUGAGUCCAUUACACAUCAAAUGAACAACAUGACCUACAGCCAACAAUCUGACAAACUCGCGGGUCCCAUUGGCUUACUCAAACAGUACAUCUCAAGAUCAGGGCGCGAAACGGCAGAAGAUGCCACUCAAGUAUUUGGCGGCCGAGCAUUGACGGUUACUGGGAUGGGUAAAUUGGUUGAAAACUAUCACAGAACCUCAGGCUUCGAUGCCAUCCUUGCUGGUGCCGAAGAUGUGUUGGGAGAUUUGGGUGUACGGCAAGCGCUGAAAAAGAUGCCUCGCGACUCACGGUUAUAA